This is a messenger RNA of Danaus chrysippus (African queen), 630 nucleotides long. NCBI's taxonomy places the organism in Eukaryota, Metazoa, Arthropoda, Insecta, Lepidoptera, Nymphalidae. The record is from the annotation of a GenBank genome assembly.
AUGUUACAUUGUAAAACUGUGGAAACUCCUAUGGAGGUUAAUGUAAGGAUAGAAAAAUCUAAGAACAGUUUUUGUGACAAGAAAAUUCCAUGUAGACAACUGAUACCAUGGUCCAGUGGAGGGGAGCGUAUAUAUGCAGCUGUGGGUGGAGCCUGUCUGUUGCAGCGUGCUGGCGAACUUAGUGUGGUGGAGUACGGCCUCGAUAGAGUACUACAAACCGUUCGUACUGAGCGUGUGAAUCCUCACGUGCUCAGUGUCCGUAUCAAUGAGGGCAGGAAGGCGGAGGAAGAACGAAAACACUUCGCCUAUCUGCUGACAGACAGACGAUUGCUGUUAUUGAUCUUGUUACAGUUAGGGCCAUGGUGGCACGAAGCUCGGGUGGAUUGGUUGGAGCUGACUGAGAGCGGACAUCUGCUUCUGUUCCGUCAUACUAGACGACGACUUGCACUUCUCUGUAUUGAUACCGGUGAAAAGGAAAUUAUCGCGAGCGGAGUUAGUUUCGUGCAAUGGAUAGAAAACAGUGACGCUGUUGUAGCCCAAACCCCAACACAUUUGCUGAUUUGGUUAGAUUUUAAUAAUACAGUCAAAACCGUUUAUAACGACAUUGAAGGGACAUUGAAGGGGUUUUGA